Molecule: messenger RNA, 4683 nt
Organism: Zea mays
Lineage: Eukaryota; Viridiplantae; Streptophyta; Magnoliopsida; Poales; Poaceae
Exons: 35
Coding region: 1002-4256 (1084 amino acids)
Biological process (GO): calcium ion transmembrane transport
Cellular component (GO): plasma membrane; intracellular membrane-bounded organelle
Molecular function (GO): ATP hydrolysis activity; ATP binding; calmodulin binding
Source: RefSeq, a predicted model, not a curated record
UUGGGCGGCAGGGCGCUGUACCCGUACUGAGGGAAGACGAGCAGGAGCAUGUGUGCGGUGGUGUGUGACCGAAGAGCCCGGGUUUCCGGCGAAGUGAGUGGCACGCGACGUGGACCGGACCGGAGCGGGAUCCUGGACGGAUCGCAAGCUGGACCCAGUAAUGACCGUAAUACCGUAUGCUGCUGCUGCUGCUGCUUCCUCUUCAGCAUUCCUUUUGUCGCCUGACCGAUCGUCUAUACAUCGUAUUGAUAUGUCAUAGUACGUGACUGUUGCCGGUGCAUGCAACUCCUUUUUUCGUUCUUUCUUUUUGAUAUAUCGCGGGAGAUGAAUCCUGCUACGUGCUACUUGGACAUGACAGUAGUGCCAUGUCUGUGGUUCGCAUCGAUCGAGUUGUAUCCUCAUGCUCCACUGCUCCAGUAUCCCAUUAUCCUUUUGGGUCCCGUCUGUGAAUGAAUCCAUCGAGCUGCGUCUCCAUUUCAAACCUGUCAGCUAAACCCGCCGCGCCAAGCUUGACUCGAGUAAUCCGCAGCGUCCGAUUCCGAUCGUUACUUCCCGCCGGACACGGAUCACUGACCGGUGGGCCACCUCCACGUCUGGACGAGCUCCCACGGUCCUGGCCAUGCGCGGGCCCAUGUGGCAGCGUGAUGCGCCGCAAGAAGCUUCCACGAAGCUUCAUGGCCGCUACCGCCUCGAGAACAAGUCCCCAUUCCCGACCGCAAAAGCGGGCCGAGCCGAGGAAGAAGAGAACAAAACGAAACCCGAAGCUUUUUCCCCCAUUCUUCGCUGGAUAUACAGGAGGAUUUUCAGAGUCAGGGAGGUGAGGGAGAGAGGGCGAGGCAACUGUGUGUGUGUGUGUGUGUGUGAGCAGGCCCGCCGAGAAGAACCUUCGCGACGCCGAGGGGUCGGUCGCGCGCGGGCGCUCGUCGGUCGGUCGGUCGGUCGGUGUCGUCUCUCCUGCGAAGGUGCCCCUGGCUGCUGCUGCCGGGGUGGUCUGAUCGGGCAUGGCGCAGGGGAGUUCGCCGCCGCCGCCGGAGAUCCGCUCGCCGGACGAGCGGGCCGCGGCGGAGGACCCCGCCGAGGCGGAGGCGGGGGAGGUGGUCUUCGACGACGCGUUCGACAUACCCCAUAAGAACGCUCCGCACGACCGGUUGCGCCGGUGGAGGCAAGCUGCUCUUGUUCUUAAUGCUUCACGACGUUUUAGAUAUACUCUUGACCUUAAAAAGGAGGAAGAGAAAGAGAUUAUAAGGAGGAAGAUCCGGUCCCAUGCGCAAGUUAUACGGGCAGCAUUUCUUUUCAAAGAAGCUGGGCAAAAAGAUAUCAGAGAAGCUUAUACUGGUAUAAAUCUUGCAACGGCCUCUCGCAGUUUUCCAAUUGAACUGGAAAAGCUUAACACAUUAAACAGGGACCAUGACAGUGUUCUUCUUCAAGAAAUUGGAGGAGUUAAGGGAUUGUCAGAUUUGUUGAAGAGUAAUUUAGAGAAGGGAGUUAGUCCAAAUGAGGAUGAAUUAUUACAAAGGAAGAAUGUAUAUGGAUCAAAUACAUAUCCACGCAAGAAGAGAAAAAACAUACUGCGUUUUGUAUUUGAAGCUUGCCAAGAUUUAACUCUUGUCAUUCUGAUGAUAGCUGCUGCCAUAUCACUAACAUUGGGUAUGACUACAGAGGGUGUUGAUGAAGGAUGGUAUGAUGGCGGAAGUAUCUUUUUAGCCGUUUUUCUUGUGAUACUUGUUACUGCAACAAGUGAUUAUAGGCAAUCUCUACAGUUUCGACAUCUGAAUGAGGAGAAACAGAACAUACAAGUGGAGGUUGUUAGAGGUGGUAAAAGAUUUGGAGCUUCAAUCUUUGACCUUGUUGUUGGUGAUGUAGUUCCUCUCAAAAUUGGUGAUCAAGUUCCUGCUGAUGGUGUCCUGAUAUCUGGCCAUUCUCUUGCAAUAGAUGAAUCAAGUAUGACUGGAGAGUCAAAAGUUGUCCACAAGGAUCAAAAGGCACCAUUCUUGAUGUCUGGUUGCAAGGUUGCAGAUGGCUAUGGUUCUAUGUUGGUAACAGGGGUGGGUACAAAUACUGAAUGGGGUCAGUUGAUGGCUAACCUUUCAGAAGAUAAUGGUGAAGAAACACCAUUACAGGUUCGCUUGAAUGGUGUUGCAACUUUUAUUGGUUUGGUGGGCUUGUCUGUUGCUGGUGCAGUACUUGUUGUGCUUUGGAUAAGGUAUUUUACUGGACAUACCGAAAAUCCUGAUGGGACACCUCAAUUUGUUGCUGGAACUACUGGUGUGAAGCAAGGAUUUAUGGGGGCAAUUAGAAUUUUGACUAUCGCUGUGACCAUUGUAGUUGUUGCUGUGCCUGAGGGACUCCCAUUGGCAGUAACACUGACGCUUGCAUAUUCCAUGAAAAAGAUGAUGCGAGACAAAGCUCUGGUGAGGCGGCUCUCGUCAUGUGAAACAAUGGGAUCAGCUACUACAAUAUGCAGUGAUAAGACAGGAACCCUUACAUUGAAUAAGAUGACAGUCGUGGAAGCAUAUUUUGCUGGAACAAAGUUGGAUCCAUGUGAUGAUGUUAGCCAGAUGUCAGACAGUGCAGCGUCACUUAUUAUUGAAGGAAUUGCGCAGAACACAACAGGAACUGUAUUUCUGCCAGAGGAUGGGGGAGCAGCUGAACUUACUGGUUCGCCUACUGAAAAGGCCAUUCUUUCUUGGGGCCUUAAGAUAGGGAUGGAUUUCGACGAUGUGAGGACAAAAUCUUCAGUUAUUCAUGUUUUUCCAUUUAACUCGGAGAAGAAACGUGGCGCUGUUGCAGUACAGUUAGAUGAUGGUGUUCACAUCCACUGGAAAGGUGCAGCUGAAAUAGUGUUAUCAUCUUGCAAAAGCUGGCUUUCCGUCGAUGGCUCUGUUCAGUCAAUGAGUGCUGAGAAGCACGAUGAAUUCAAGAGAUCAAUCGAAGACAUGGGAGCGAAUUCAUUACGCUGUGUUGCUUUUGCAUACUGUUCCUUUGACAUUGAAAAGAUCCCAAUGGAAGACAUAACAAGCUGGGAGUUGCCUGAGGAUGACCUGACUCUGCUUGGCAUCAUAGGAAUAAAGGACCCCUGUCGCCCAGGUGUAAGGGAUGCUGUACGCCUGUGCACUACUGCUGGUGUUAAGGUGCGCAUGGUUACAGGAGAUAAUAUUGAAACAGCUAAAGCUAUAGCUCUGGAGUGUGGAAUACUAGAUGCAAAUAGUGUUAUUUCAGAGCCAGUUGUAAUCGAGGGAAAAGUGUUCCGUGAGAUGUCUGAAAGUGCAAGAGGAGAGGCCGCCGACAAGAUAAUUGUGAUGGGGAGAUCCUCGCCAAAUGAUAAACUUUUGCUUGUCCAAGCUUUAAAACGAAAAGGCCAUGUUGUAGCUGUUACUGGUGAUGGCACAAAUGAUGCCCCUGCAUUGCACGAGGCCGAUAUAGGUCUUUCAAUGGGCAUUUCCGGGACAGAAGUUGCUAAAGAAAGCUCUGACAUUAUAAUCUUGGAUGAUGACUUCACGUCAGUUGUCAAGGUUGUUCGUUGGGGACGAUCUGUCUACGCUAAUAUCCAGAAAUUCAUUCAGUUCCAGCUCACCGUCAAUGUUGCUGCACUUGUCAUUAAUGUGGUUGCUGCUGUGUCCUCUGGUGAUGUGCCCCUAAAUGCUGUUGAGCUUCUGUGGGUGAACCUCAUAAUGGACACACUUGGAGCUCUUGCAUUAGCAACCGAGCCUCCAACAGACAACCUUAUGAAGAGAAAUCCUGUUGGUCGAAGGGAACCUCUUGUUACAAAUAUCAUGUGGAGAAACUUGUUUGUUCAGGCCCUUUACCAAGUAGCAAUUCUUCUGAUUUUCGAUUUUGAUGGAGUAAGGAUUCUGCGUCUGCAGAAUGAAAGCCGAUCUGAUGCUGAGAAGAUAACAAAUACUUUCAUCUUCAACACAUUUGUAUUUUGCCAGAUCUUCAAUGAGUUCAAUGCACGAAAACCCGAGGAAAAGAAUGUCUUCAAAGGGGUCACGAAGAAUCACCUGUUCAUGGGAAUAAUCGGUAUAACGACAGUAUUUCAGAUACUGAUAAUUCAGUUCCUGGGGAAGUUCUUCAAAAUAGUGAGGCUUGGUUGGAGACUAUGGUUGGUUUCAGUUGCUAUCGGCCUUGUGAGUUGGCCCCUGGCUUAUGUGGGUAAAUUUAUUCCUGUGCCCGUAAGACCUCUUCCGGACUAUUUCAAACCCCGCUGUUGUUGGAAACCGCCGCGCCGAGACGAGGAGGAAGGUGGGCAGAGCUAAAGCGCAACGAGUGGGCAGUGUAAAUAGGCACGUGAUAAAAAAAUGGAGAUAAAUUGCACUGGUUGAUUCCAUGGUAGCAGCAUCCUGGGGAUGUACGCAUAAGAUGGCAGGUAGUCGGCCUCGUCGUUUUCUUCUAGGAGAAGCAGUCGGAAGAAAAGAAGUACUAUACAGAAGCCAAACUUGUCUACCCCUAUCCAGCUGGUGUGUCUGCUAUGCGGCAGCGAAACUUGAGUCAUUAGAUUGUAGCCUGAAUGAAAGCAGCGCUAGCUUGCGAUGUAGCAGUACCUUUUUUUCCCUGGCGAUAUCAUCUGACUGUAAAUUUGUAAAUGCUUUCGGACUACGAGUUGUUCUUAUUUUUCAUCCACCUCUUCUCUACGGAACGUUUUUUUCUAUAUAAGAAAAUAAAGUCAACAGAGCAGUUCUAAAA